AUUGAUUCUGCUUUAUUAAGCCUUAAAUCUGCUUCCUAUAAUAUCCAAAGGACAUCUAUCGAAAAUGUCGCUCAUGCAAAGUAUGUACCAUAACUGAAGCGAUAACAUGGGUGACAUGGCCACGGUCUUGGGCUCAGAUUGGCCUGGGCAUCCCCCUUUCGAAGAUGUACGUUUUUGUGCCACUCAUUAAGCAUGGUCAGUGUAGUGGUAGACUAAUGGACCUACAACCUGCGACAGACCCUCUGAAAUUUUCCUGUCAGUUGACUCAUUGCGAUUCCCGGCUGCCUUAUCAAACGAUGUUUCUGCUUAUUCACAAUCUCCGUAUAUCAUACGUUCUCUGAACGCCAGUUACCACUCCGCACGCCCUUUUGAAACCGUCGAGACACUUUCCAUAAUGCUUAGAACCAUCGUGCUUCAUAUGUUGAAUCAUCUUGCUCCAUCAAACCUCCCUUAUGCCGUCACAUUAUCGCUAUCGUCAUGCAAUACUAACCUCUCAGCCUCCACCUGGGCUCCGCUCCCAGCCACAACACGUGCGCUCACGACCCAUCUUUCUUAUGACCCUACGACCGACCGUAUUGCCUAUGCUCUGGGGAAAUCGAUCUUUAUCCGCUCUGUUUCUGACCCGUCUCUCUCCUGGCAGUUCACUGGCCACACCCACACCACCACCGUUGCCCGUUUCUCUCCCUCUGGCUACUACAUUGCAUCUGGCGAUGAGUCCGGGCAGGUACAAGUGUGGGACUGUUCCCUUGAGGGCUCGCAGUCCGUCAAGUCUUCUUUCCAGAUCAUUUCUGGCCGUAUUAACGAUCUUUCCUGGGAUGCAGACUCCAAGCGUAUUAUUGCCGUGGGUGAUGGUAAGGAAAAAUUUGGCCACUGUUUCACCUUCGACACCGGAAACUCUGUUGGUGAGAUAUCUGGACAUUCCGCUGCCAUCACCGCGGUUGCCAUCAGACCGGUGAGACCGUUCCGCGCGGUUACCGUGGCGAACGACUCUGCGCUUGUCGUGUUGUCCGCCCCGCCGUACAAGUUCCAAUCCAGUGUAAGAGGCAACCACUCCAACUUUAUCAGAGACGUAAAGUACUCGCCUGACGGUGAGUUCAUCGUGAGUGUGGGUGCAGACCGAGCCAUUGUGGUGUAUAGCGGGGCUGGCGAGCUCGUCCGCAAAGUAGAAAACGCCCACGAUGGUGGGAUUUUCGCGGUUUCUUGGGUUAACUCCACCCAAUUUGUCACCUCUGCUGCUGACUCAACCGUCAAGUUGUGGAGUACUGAGGGUACCGCAGAAAAAACCUGGACGUUCGAAAAGGCCGUGGCUACCCACCAGGUUGGGGUUGUCGCCACCAAGACCGAUAUCAUCUCGUUAUCCCUCUCGGGUGAGCUCAACUUCUUAAGUUUGGACUCCGAUGCGCCUGUGAGGAUUGUAAAGGGGCAUCAAAAGUCCAUCACCGCUAUAGCGGUGGGCGAAAGGCUCUAUACCGGUUCAUACGACGGGAGGAUCGCUGAAUGGGACUUGCAGACCAAGAGCGCCUCCUACCUCGGGGGCACAGGCCACACAAACAUGGUGAUUGGACUCAACAACUUGGGUGACAGCGUCAGCAGUGUGGGCUGGGACGAUAAGUUACUGAUCAUCGACCAGAAGGGGUCAAGCCACGAAUCAGAGACCGUUUUGGGCGGGCAGCCAAAGGGUACGGCCAGCCAUGGCACUACCACCGCUAUAGUUACCGAAUCUGAACUUCUUGUGUUUGAGCUCGGGACGCAGGUACAUACCUCUAAGCUUGACUUUAUUGCCACCUCCGUCACUGCCUCUGCGACCGGCAUCAUUGUGGGUGGCCAGAACGGGUCCUUAAACGUCUUUGAUGCAAAGACAUACGCAAGGACCACUUUGGCUCCACUUCGUUCGGCUGUGAGCAAGGUGGCUCUCUCUGCAUCAGGCUCGCAUUUGGCCGUGGCUGAUACAACGGGGAAGAUUGUGUUGUACGAAACGACCAACGGUACCGUUGUUACCUCCCGUUGGUCCUUCCAUAACGCCAGAGUCACGAGCAUGAGUUGGCAUGGAGAUGAGUUCCUUGUGUCUGGGUCUCUUGACGAACAGAUCAUUGUCUACAGUGUGGCGAGACCUGCUAAGAAUAUCAAGUUCCCUGGUGCUCACUACGGCGGGGUCACUGCUGUCGCCUGGUUAGGCGAGCAGGUUGUCAGUGGCGGCAACGACGGUGUUGUAAAGCUUUGGGAUGUCAAGUUCCAUGCCUAAGAGUUGAGCGGAAUGGUUAGACCACAGAUUUUGGUGUAUAACUUUGAUAAAUAGUUAUUGGCCUUGAAACUAAAUUAAGCCCCUGGAUAGGAGCGAAACAUUCUCUCCUAGGGUUAUUUACCAUGAUAUUAGCAUCCCAUUGUAGAAG
This is a messenger RNA of Babjeviella inositovora NRRL Y-12698, 2390 nucleotides long. RefSeq lists its product as uncharacterized. The transcript has a single exon. The record is from RefSeq and is a predicted model, not a curated record. Gene Ontology annotation, biological process: actin filament depolymerization; positive regulation of actin filament depolymerization. Gene Ontology annotation, cellular component: cortical actin cytoskeleton. The coding region runs from base 395 to 2242 and encodes 615 amino acids. Lineage: Eukaryota; Fungi; Ascomycota; Pichiomycetes; Serinales. Gene Ontology annotation, molecular function: actin filament binding.